UUAUUAUUUUCCAAGUUAUUUUCGCUUAUUUCGACUUAUCACACCUUAAAGAAGCCGCACGGCUUAGUUUCCAACUGACGAUCGUGAUUGUAUGUACGAUUAGAUUUCCCCCCAGUGAACAAUCAUGUCGAUAAGCAGCUUGACGACGGCCGGAAGUGUGUUGGCUAGGGUGCUUAAAUCUAGUCCUGCCAGGGUGGUUCUGCCAGGAAGUCGGUACAUGUCCCACUACCCAAUCGAUGAAAGCCUAUUCGGAUUGACCGAGGAACAGCAACAGUUACGUCAGACGGUGUUCAAUUUUGCGCAGAAAGAAUUGGCUCCAUUUGCGCAGGAGAUCGACAAACAGAAUGAGUUCAAGGACCUUCGUAACUUCUGGAAGAAAAUGGGCAGUUUGGGCUUGUUGGGUCCCACUGCCAAGCCGGAAUACGGUGGCCUGGGUGGAACCUAUCUGGAUCACUGCAUUAUCAAUGAGGAAUUAUCACGAGCAUCCGGGGCGAUUUCUCUGUCCUACGGUGCGCAUUCCAAUCUUUGCGUCAACCAAAUCCACAGGAACGGAACGGAAGAACAGAAGCAAACUUAUCUGCCAAAGUUGAUUAGCGGGGAGCAUAUUGGAGCACUUGCGAUGUCUGAGCCUGGUUCCGGCAGUGAUGUAGUGUCCAUGAAAACGAAAGCCGAGAAGAAGGGAGAUUACUACGUGCUGAAUGGCAACAAGUUCUGGAUCACUAACGGACCAGAUGCGGAUACGUACAUCAUAUAUGCCAAGACCGACUUUGGUGGAAAGGCUCAGCAUGGCAUUACGGCUUUCAUUGUCGAGCGGGACAGUCCUGGAUUCACACAGGGUCCUAAACUGGAUAAGUUAGGAAUUAGAGGCAGCGGAACAUGUGAGUUGAUCUUUGAAGAUGUCAAGGUUCCAGAGAAAAACGUGCUGGGACAAACCAACAAAGGCGUCUACGUGCUGAUGUCUGGCUUAGACUACGAACGUCUGGUAUUGGCUGCCGGACCGGUUGGACUAAUGCAGGCUGCUUGCGACGUUGCCUUUGAGUACGCACAUAACCGCAAGCAGUUCAACAAGAGGAUCGGCGAAUUUCAACUAAUUCAGGGCAAAAUGGCCGAUAUGUACACGACGAUGAACGCUUGUCGAGCGUAUCUCUAUUCUGUAGCUCGAUCUUGUGACGCUGGUAAAGCGAAUCCGAAAGAUUGCGCAGGAGUAAUCUUGUACUGCGCAGAGAAAGCAACUCAAAUAGCACUGGAUGCUAUUCAGAUUCUUGGCGGAAACGGGUAUAUCAACGAUUACCCGGCAGGAAGAAUUAUGCGUGACGCUAAGCUAUACGAAAUCGGUGCUGGAACUUCGGAAGUUCGCCGCAUGAUUAUUGGACGUGCUCUUAACAGCGAAUACAAGUAAUACGACAAAUAAUCCAGAACAAACUAUUACAGGUAAUAAGGUGAUCAAACUUAACUCAGAAAUAUUCACGAAACGUGGAUUGUAACGAAUGUGCAUUUAUUAGGAAUUCCGUGCAAAUUUUACUACGCUAACUUCAAAGUGUUAAUGAAA
Molecule: messenger RNA, 1549 nt
Organism: Sabethes cyaneus
Lineage: Eukaryota; Metazoa; Arthropoda; Insecta; Diptera; Culicidae
Product: isovaleryl-CoA dehydrogenase, mitochondrial
Exons: 3
Coding region: 125-1399 (424 amino acids)
Biological process (GO): L-leucine catabolic process
Cellular component (GO): mitochondrion
Molecular function (GO): flavin adenine dinucleotide binding; 3-methylbutanoyl-CoA dehydrogenase activity
Source: RefSeq, a predicted model, not a curated record